Leguminivora glycinivorella is the source of this 2471-nucleotide messenger RNA. Its product is annotated as leucine carboxyl methyltransferase 1. Gene Ontology annotation, cellular component: cytosol. Lineage: Eukaryota; Metazoa; Arthropoda; Insecta; Lepidoptera; Tortricidae. The record is from RefSeq and is a predicted model, not a curated record. The transcript is spliced from 6 exons. The coding region runs from base 234 to 1199 and encodes 321 amino acids. Gene Ontology annotation, biological process: C-terminal protein methylation. Gene Ontology annotation, molecular function: protein C-terminal leucine carboxyl O-methyltransferase activity.
UGUAGAUAUUCUGCAGUGCGCAGCCUUGUAUCUACUCUGUGGUAAGGGUUUUCUGUCAUUCAGGUGAUUUAGCUGUCAGACUGUUUCGCUAAUUUACUCACUUUGAAAACGCUGUGCCGAAGCUUUUGGGGCUUCGUUCCAGCGCUAGACGACUAGCCGUCAAGGUCGGCGGUUGCCGGCAGUUGUCGAGCGCCGAGCUGGCGCGCUGGGAUGCAGCGGGGGAUGGUAGCGCCAUGAAUAAGCUGGUGUCUUGGUCGGAGGAGGAUGAGGCGGUGGCGGCGACGAAUGCGGACGCCACGGAGUGCAAGCGGGGUGCUGUGGAGCUGGGGUACUGGAGCGACCCUUAUGUGCGCCUGUUUUCGCGUCCGCGCUCCGAGCGCAGGGCGCCAGAGAUCCACCGGGGAUACUAUGCGCGAGUGCGCGCUGUUGAGAUGUUCAUCCAUCAGUUUCUAGAGAGAUGUGACAGCAAAUGCCAAGUGCUGAACCUGGGCUGUGGUUUCGACACACUGUUCUGGCGGCUCCGUGAUGUCACACAGGCUGUUGGUAACUUCAUUGAGCUGGACUUUCCGACAGUUACCGCCAAGAAGUGCCAGAUUAUAAAGAGGAAUAAGCAGCUGCUUGAAAAAAUCACUAAUGAAGAUGGUGAGGUAGCCAUUCGCGCCGGCGGAGCAGAUCUCCACGCCGAUGGCUACCAUCUGUGCGGCGUAGACUUACGUGACGAACCUGGUGUACUGCGGGCUCUAACUGCCGCCGGCGCAAGGCAGGACGCUCCAACACUAGUGCUCGCAGAAUGUGUACUAGUUUACCUCAGGGAGGAUGCAGCUAACAGAUUACUCCGUCUUCUGGCACAGCAGUUUACAAAACAGGUGCUUGUUGUGUACGAGCAGUGUAACCUCGAUGAUAAGUUCGGCGAAGUAAUGAUCCGUAACCUAGUGGCGCGCGGGUGCGGCGAGGUGGGCGCGCGCCACCGCGACGCGCCGAGCGCCGCGGCCGCGCGCCUGCUGGCCGCCGGGUACGACACCGCGCGCGGCUGGGACAUGGACACGGUAUGGCGCUCCCUAAGCGAAGAAGAGCGGACCCGCGUCGAAGCCCUGGAGCCUCUGGACGAGCGCGAACUACUCCAGCAGUUGCACGCGCACUACGCGCUCACCGUCGCCUCGCGAGGUGACCUGUUCGCGGACAUAGACCUUAACGCGUAGACCUGGAAUAGACCGACACCUGAUUUGACCUAAAACAAUUACACACGCUCUGCAGUCAGCGAACAGAACACCAAAAGUGACCUGUUCGCUGACAUAGACCUUAACGCGUAGACCUGGAAUAGGCCGACACCUGGAUUUGACCUGCGCAAUCACUGUUGCCUCCCGAGGCUCGCUUAUAUGACCUUAACGUAAACUUUGACUGGAUCCAAACUUUAGUUGAAUCUGCGGGCGUAGCAUACUAGUGGGAUAAACUUUAUCGCAUCGGUGCGUCCCUAUCACACGAAUAGUGCGAAAAGGACGGCCUGACGUUAUCUCGUUUAUCACGCGACCGUGCUUGCUUUCUUGGAUUUGACGUACAACAGUUACACCUCCAAAGACUGGUCUGCCUAUAUAAACCUUAAGGCGUAGACCUGGAGUAGACCUUCACCUGGGUUUGACGUAUAACAGUAAAAUACGCACCUAAUAAAUGCGUAGACCUUAUUUGACCUGGAUCUGGACUUGACCUAUAUUACGUACUGAAAGUUACUUUUUCAUUGAAUGAACCCAAGGUCACAAUUUUUUUAACCCUUUACCGCAUGAUUUAAAAUAUUUGUUGAAAUUUAAACUCAUAAAUUUUCAAUAGAGUUCAACAUCAUAUCAGCCAUAAAUGGCGUCGUAUGCAAUGAAGGGUUAAGUUUCUGAAAAAGGUUGCACGAUAAUUAGAGCGCUUACAGACAAUACCAGAGAAAAUAAACCUUAUCAAAAUGGAGUAAGGCACUAAUGUUGAAAUAGGUGCGUCAAUUAUACUUUUCGUCUGAAAAUUUUUAAUAUUUUGAGACAAUUUUAGUGAAUAUUUUUAUACUUGGGUAGUUUUGUUAACGAUUUUUUAGAUAUUGUUAUUUUCUCGGGUGUAUGCUUUAAGUCCUUUGUAAAUUUUGUCAAUAAUUUGUCGAUUCAAGUCUCGAAGUCCAAGUAAUCACACACUAUAGUGUUCUGUUCAAGUCAGUGAAAAAUUAGCUUAGCCAGACUAUCCAGGAUGCUUAGUCAACACACUAAUCGUUUACACAUUGUUUAACAAAAUGAAUGAUAAUGGGUCUCCCCAAACCGCGCAAUCGAUUUUCGCUGACUAAAAUCGCUCGUUAGCAUGAACAUGAGGACGAAAGUGUUCAGCGAAGACGUUGCGUAAGCGUCUUCAUGCGAAAUAGCGAUUUUUUAUCGGCUAUGUCACAUUUAUAAGGAGCUAGGAACAAAUUAUGGGACGCCUCCGCGGAGGCGCGUCCACGAUCUAGAAAA